AUGCAAGGUCCUUCGAAUCCGACAGUCACAGCAGUGAGCAGAACAGAGGUCGUUGUGUCCUGGGACCCACCUUGUCAGAUUCUUCGAGAAGAGUUGAGACGCUACGAAGUCUACGUCAACGCCUCUACAAAGCCGAUCUACUCAGGAACGCAGACUUUUUGCCAUCUUCGUGGUCUCAAAUCCGAUUUUCAGUACCAUUUCAAGAUCCUAAUGGUGUUGAAGUGUGACACUGUUAUGGAUAAGAUAGUUCUCACCAGGAGUAGAAAAGACUCGAGGAUGAGGAGAGACAAACAUCACGACGAGAAGUUCCAAACGCCAUCAAGUACACUAAAAAGGCUGCGAAAAGCUCAAGGCAAAUCUCUUGAAAACGAAAAAGCAAGUCGUCAUCAAAGCUGCUCAGACUUUGAAAAACUGAAGGUACAGAGUCGGAUAUUUAUAAUCGAUCCAUACUUUCGGUUCUGA
Molecule: messenger RNA, 462 nt
Organism: Hydatigera taeniaeformis
Lineage: Eukaryota; Metazoa; Platyhelminthes; Cestoda; Cyclophyllidea; Taeniidae
Source: the annotation of a GenBank genome assembly